UCACCAGCUAACGGAGCACCACCACGCAUCAUGUCUGCACUGUUUGGGUCUCUUAAUCGCUUCAUCUCUCGACUCGAUGCUGCCCCGCAGGAACAGCAGCAAUCAGGUGUUGGGGGCGCAUAUGGUUUCCAGGUCUUGAGAAAUGCGAAUCAGGAGGUACCUUUGGAGCCGUGGUUCGAUUUCAUCAUUGGAAUCAAUGGCAGGACGAUCGACAACCCUGACCCCGGGCUGUUCGCGACAGAGGUGCGCAACUGUGCUGGCAACACGAUCAGUAUGGGCGUCUUCAGUGCAAAGGGCCAAGUGAUCCGCGAAGUCUACAUAAGUAUCCCGGCUGAAAAGCCAACUCUGGGUGUCUCGCUGCAAUGGUCACCUCUCGCCAUCGCAGAAGACGUCUGGCACAUUCUCGAUGUAGCUCCUAACUCUCCUGCCGACACUGCAGGUCUGCUUCCAUAUGGUGACUACGUCAUCGGCAGUCCGGAAGGUCUUGUUCGAGGCGAGUCAGGGCUAGGUGAACUUGUCGACGAUUUCCUCAAUCGUCCGCUGCGACUACUUGUGUACAACCACGAGUACAAUGUCACGCGACCGGUCACCAUCACUCCAACGCGCAGUUGGGGCGGUGAAGGGGCGUUAGGCUGCGUGCUUGGCUUCGGCGCUCUUCAUCGCAUUCCUGCAUCUCUGGAGGAGCCACCACAAGCGCCAGGAGAGACCUUGUUCUCUGCGAACAGCGCGCCAACAUCUUUCGAUGAAAAGCGGCCUCUGAUCUCUGAUGUUCCUUCCGGUCAAGGCAGCACCAGCAAUGGAUCCGAGCUUUUCGUGCCAGCGAACAUUGCCAUGCCAGCGAAGUCUCCGCCACCGCAAGGCACGGCACCGCCGAAGAGGAAGCAGCGGGCACAUGUUGCCAUACCUGGGGACGGCGCCCUGGACGACUACUUCAAAGAAGGCGAGCAGAAGAGCAAGGAGGACGACUACACGCCUAGAGGCAAGGGUGGUGUGCCUCCUCCACCAAAGGCUGGUGGACCGCCUCAUGGACCGCCAAAGAGCGGCACGCCUAUGCAAGGCGAGCCUGAGGCGCCAGCCGCAGCGGAAGAAGCAUGA
This is a messenger RNA of Macroventuria anomochaeta, 1095 nucleotides long. Its product is annotated as golgi reassembly stacking protein-like protein. Gene Ontology annotation, biological process: Golgi organization. The coding region runs from base 31 to 1095 and encodes 354 amino acids. The record is from RefSeq and is a predicted model, not a curated record. Gene Ontology annotation, molecular function: protein binding. The transcript is spliced from 4 exons. Gene Ontology annotation, cellular component: Golgi apparatus. Lineage: Eukaryota; Fungi; Ascomycota; Dothideomycetes; Pleosporales; Didymellaceae.